Messenger RNA from Paramecium primaurelia, 2422 nucleotides. NCBI's taxonomy places the organism in Eukaryota, Ciliophora, Oligohymenophorea, Peniculida, Parameciidae. The record is from the annotation of a GenBank genome assembly.
AUGAUUAACAAUUAUUCCUAAUACUAAAGUCCCAUGUGUUUAAUAUCUAAUGUAGCCUUCAAAAAGGCUAAACGCGAAAAAGUACUAAAAAAUUUAUAUGGAUAUCGAAAAUUUGAUUCAGCACAUUAGUAUUAAAAAUUAUUUUUUCCUCUUCUUCAAAAUGAAUAUUAUAGAUCAAUUGCUAGAGAUGAAAAGGGCUUUUAUGAAAGAUUGUUUUAUAAAGAAUCAUAUCCAUUGACAUUGAGAAUUAGUAAUUUUAAUAAUGAUAAUAAUGCUGCAAUUGAAGUGAAAAUUGAAUCUGAGAUAGACAAACAGGAUCCUAGGAUAAGAUAAAAAGAAUUAUGGAAAUAUAGGCAUUAUUCUGAUUACCUGGUUUUCAAAGAGUCCUUUUCAUACAUUGGUGCAAUAUACAUUUUGGAUCCAGAUGAUAAUAGAUAAUAUUUGAUGUCUUUGGCAAUCUUUAAAAAUAAAGAGAAUGAACAGCAUUUAUUACUUCCAAAUAGCAUAACAUUAUAUUUCCCAUUAGGCACAUUAGUAAACAACUAAGAAAUUUAUUUUCAACCAAUCUGUCCUUUAAGUGCAUAUAGAACAGAAACAGAAUGCCUAUUUCAAUUAGAUAAAUGUCCCUAUUAUCAAUUGAUAUUGAAUCCAAUAGAAGAAAAUAAUAAUGUCUAAACUUCUGAAUUUGCUUAACUUGUAGAAUAAUAAGAAGAGUAGUAUACUUAAAAGGAAGAAUUUAAAAAACAUUUUAACGAUGAACAAAUAAUUGCUAUCAAAAAGGCUUUAAAUUUUCAUAAAAGGGUAAUAAUAAUAUUUAAUCCAAGUUUACUAUUAUAAAGGGUCCUCCUGGAACUGGUAAAACUUAAACAAUAAUAGGAAUCAUAUCAAUUAUGGCAUAAAUGUUAAUUUACAAGGAGAAUGAAAAGACAGGGGCAAUUUUAAUCUUAGCUAAAUCAAAUAGUGUAGUCAAUGAUUUAGUAAGAAAGAUUCAAAAAAAUAUUGAAGAAUAGAACUCAAUUAUAUAUUGUUUUUAAUAAAAACCAGAUUACUUGAAAGUUGUUCGGUUUGGAAGACCAAAUUUAUGUGAUGAAGAUAUAGAAUAACAUAGUUUAGAAAUCUAAUCUCAAAAUUAAUUCUUUUAACUUUUUAUAUAAAAAAUAAAAGAGAUAGAAAAAUAAUGUAUAACUGAAAAAAUAAAGGAUCUAAUGAUAAAUAAUAAAAUUGAUGAUUAUUAAGAGUAUUUAAAACUUAAUAAAUAAUAAAUAACAUUAAUUUCAUUGUUAAAUUAUAUCGAUGAUCUUAAUAGAUACUGUAAAGAUUCAGAAAUAUUAAAUGCAUAUGGUAAGUUUUAUUAAGAUUUAUCAAAAUUAUUAUAAACAGAAAAAAAGUAAUAUGAAGAGAUUGAAUAAAAUUAAUUAUAAAAAGUAAAAUAUAUGAAUAUAACAAUUAUUAGUGUCACAUAGUAGUGUCUACAUUAAAUAGUUGCUCAAAAGAAUGUUUAAGAAAAUAUUUUGAAGGAGUUAACUUUCGAAUGUGUAUCAUUGAUGAAGCACCUACAGCACUUGAACCAGCUUUAUUGAUUCCCAUGGUGAACUAUCCUAAAAUUGAGAAAAUUGUUUUACUAGGUGAUUUAAAAUAAUUAAGUCCAAUUGUUAUAGCAAGAGAAUCAUUUAAUCAUGGUUAUAAUAGAUCUUUAUUUGAGAGAUUGGCAGAGAGAUUACCUAAAAGUACUACUUAAUUGAUUUAUUAAUACAGACAAAUGGGUAAUUUAGCUGAAAUUACAUCAGAAUUGUUUUAUGAUAAAAUUAUUUAGAAUGGUGAUGAAAAUAUGUAAUUCCCAUUUUGGAUAUCAUAGAAAGUGUCUUAAGGUUAAAAUAGAUUAUUUUUCAGUGCUCCUUCUUAAACAGAAAGUAGAGAGGAAACAAGUAGAAAGAAUGAUUUAGAAUGUAAAGCCAUUAUCAAUUUAAUUAAAUAUUUAUUGGAGGGCUUAAAUUUAUAGUAAUAUAAAAAUCAAAUUACAGUUAUUAGUGGUUAUGCAGCUUAAAAGAAGAAUUUAUUUUAAUAAUUAUAAAACGAAAUAUUUCAGGAUCAUAAAAGUAGAAAAAAAAUAAUAAAAUUAAGUGAUUUAAUAGAAUUAGACACUGUUGAUUCCUUUUAAGGAAAGGAAAAUGAUAUUAUCAUCUUAUCACUUGUAAGAUCAAAUGAAUAGGCAGGUUUUUUAACUGAUAAGAAGAGAACUAAUGUUGCACUCUCCAGAGCAAAAUAUUGUCAAUAUAUAUUUGGUACUUAUGAGACAAUGCAGAGGAGUCUAAAUAAUUGGAAUAAAAUAUUUAAAUUGCUUAAACCAGAAGAGAUAAUUAAUUAUAAAUAAUAAGAUUUAUAGAAUCCUAAUUUCUAUAAGUCCAUAUUAAAAUUAGAAUGA